AUGGCCCAGCAACACUUUCACGGAGCUGGCACAUAUGCGCCGGGCAGCUAUCACAGCGAUGGUCUGCUUGGGAGUGAGUUGCAAGUUGACUUACCAUGCAAAACCGACACGUACACCAGCAAUAUAUAUGGGGAAGAACUACGCGAACGCCCGGAGGUGUUGGCAGCUGCGGCCUGGCCAAUCGCCGCGAGUAAGUGGUUUUACAAGGACGAACUAGAGUUCCAAUUGGUCUGCAACAAUGCCCUAUCAAAGCUGCCGUUAAGGGCGUGCGUCGCACCAGAUCUAGACGUGGGCAGUCUACUGGACCAAAUCUCGAAACAGAGAAAGGAUGACCAGCAGAAAACGUUUUCAGAGCCGGAGCUUUCCAGAUUUUCGAUUGUUUGUCAGAUGGAAUCCACUGAGCCUAAAGGCAACGGGAUGAUAGUGGUGCGAUUCAAUGUACAGGGCUCCUUCCUGCAGAUGCAGAUACAAUUUUCAGACAAGAGAUUUCAUCCAAAGGAGGCUGAGAACCUGGCUCGUAUGCUACAGGGCAUCCUCCAACAGUUAAACAAGAGCUCUAGUAGAUCUACACUGUUAACGGAACUGAACUUAAUAACAUCUGAAAAUCUGGUGCAUACUAUGGUCCACCAAAUCGCCCUGAACCACCCGGAUUUCCCUGCGGUGUGCGCAUGGGAUGGAUCCCUCACAUACAAAGAGCUGGUUGACCUGUCAACACGCCUGGCACUUGGUCUAGCCCGAAAAGGGGUAGACAGAGGCGUGGUUGUGCCAUUAUACUUCGAAAAGUCUUUAUGGAUGCCGGUUGCAAUUUUGGCGGUCCUUAAGGCUGGCGGAGUCUUUCUUCAACUGGCAAAUUCAAUACCCAAGGGCAGAAUUGAGGCUAUAUUGAAUACUGGGAACUCACCAUUUGCGUUGGUUGGAAAUUCCACACCGGCUUGGAUGGGAGACAUUGUGCCCACGCUCACAGUCGAGGACCUGAUGUCAUUGGCGGAGUCCACUGACCCGCCUUUACCAGACUGUUCAGGAAACCAGGACGCCGUUCAACUAUUUACAUCCGGAAGUACUGGCAUACCUAAAGGCAUUGUUUGGACACAUACUGUGCUGGCCACAAACUGUGAGGAGAUAAUGAGAAAACAGUCAUUUGGGCCAGGUAUUCGGCAGUUCCAGACGGCGUCGUACGAAUUUGAUGUCAGUAUGAUGGAAUCUAUUGCUAUUUUAAUUUCUGGCGGAUGUCUUUGUAUCCCGCAAGAGAACGACGGGGUGCAUUGUUCUCCUCAAGCCCUCGAGGCACUACAGGCGAACUCGGUCUAUCUCACACCUACAUUGGCUCGGAAACUCGACCCCGACAGUGUCCCUAGCCUGAAAUACCUGGCGCUUGAGGGAGAGGUCUUGCCCAAAGAUAUUGUGUCUAAGUUUGAUAAGAGAUUGACCAUGUAUAACUUUUACGGUCCGGCGGAAUGCCCCCACGUGGCCGCAUGCACAAUCGACCCGGAUUCCUUCGAAACUGGGUUUGCUGGGGCAACUUCCGUCUGCCUUCGGUGGAUAGUGGAUCCGCACAAUCACAACAACCUUCUACCUGAUGGGGCUAUUGGGGAGUUACUCGUGGAGGGCCCGAUUCUCAUGGAUCGCUAUAUUUGUGACGACCCCGACGUAGCAGCUUUUGUGACACCAACAUGGCUGUGCCAGGGCUUUGGUCAAUUCUCAGGACGCCAAGGGCGAUUAUUCAAGACAGGAGACCUGGUCCGGUGUAAGCCGGAUGGCGGCCUGGUCAUACUAGGCCGCAAGGACUCGCAGGUUCAGAUCGGCGGCGAACGGGUGGAAUUGACUGAGGUUGAACAUCAUGUGCGCAAAUUCCUGCAAGGCAGGGCAGGCGUUGUUGCCGAGAUGGUCACUCCAAUUGCCGGUCUGAAACCAGUACUGGCCGCUUUCAUCGCCAUUGGUGAUGAGAUUUACCUCCCUUUAGGGGCCAGGCUGCAAGCUCUCACUGCCGGCAUAAAUGAGAAACUGGCGCAGCAUGUCCCGCGUACAUUCAUCCCCGAGGUGUACAUACCAGUGGAUGCAAUUCCAAUGACAGCAGCAGGCAAGACAGACAGAAAGGCACUACGCAAAAUCGGCGGCUCUAUGACUUUGGAUGAGAUAUCCCGGUUGCAGGAACCCAGGUUAGCGAAUUAACCUGAUGGUCUGCGAGCUGAAACGGUC
Molecule: messenger RNA, 2196 nt
Organism: Aspergillus novofumigatus IBT 16806
Lineage: Eukaryota; Fungi; Ascomycota; Eurotiomycetes; Eurotiales; Aspergillaceae
Product: AM-toxin synthetase
Exons: 3
Coding region: 1-2169 (722 amino acids)
Biological process (GO): amino acid activation for nonribosomal peptide biosynthetic process; secondary metabolite biosynthetic process
Cellular component (GO): cytoplasm
Molecular function (GO): phosphopantetheine binding
Source: RefSeq, a predicted model, not a curated record